Molecule: messenger RNA, 2189 nt
Organism: Cynara cardunculus var. scolymus (artichoke)
Lineage: Eukaryota; Viridiplantae; Streptophyta; Magnoliopsida; Asterales; Asteraceae
Product: CBL-interacting protein kinase 23
Exons: 15
Coding region: 579-1994 (471 amino acids)
Biological process (GO): signal transduction; protein phosphorylation
Molecular function (GO): protein kinase activity; ATP binding
Source: RefSeq, a predicted model, not a curated record
CCCCCUUCGUUUCGCCCUCCAUUUUGUUGUUUUUGGUACCACAGAGAUCAAAGAUUCCCAAAACCCCCAUUUUCCCCAAAAUUUGGCAUUUCAAGAAUCCUACCCAUCUUUCUAUGUGAAUGUUCAUCUUUUCUGGAUGAAGCCUGUUCGUAUUUUGGUUUCGUUUUUGGCUGAUUGCGAUGGUCUAAGGUUGGAGGAUCGCGAAGGAAAGGCUAAUUCGUUCUAGGGUUUCUUUUUUUUCCUUUGUGUUUCUUAGUUUCCUUUUAAUUUAUUUGAAUUUAGAGAAGAUGAGUGUUGUCAGAUCUCAAGUUUGGCAACCCUGCAAGAAGAAGAGAUUAUAUCUUUGAAUAGAAAAAACUAAAAAUUGUUCACAAAAACGCUGGGAAAAUGGAUGGUAUAUGCAUCUAAACUUGAUGUUUCUUUCGAUUUGGGGAAAAAAGAAGAUGAACAGUACAUUUUUUCGAGAAAUCGUCAAAGAUUCAUAGGGAUAUACUUGUAUAUUUCCGUAUAGGGAUAUAACAAAAGGUGGGGUGUUUUAAUAUACUUUAGAUUGAGGGUUAGAGGGAGGUGAUCGACAGAUGGCAUCGUCGCGAUCGUCGAGGACUAGAGUGGGUCGAUAUGAGUUAGGAAGAACGCUUGGGGAAGGGACCUUUGCGAAGGUGAAGUUCGCCAGAAAUACUGAAACAGGUGAGAAUGUUGCUAUCAAGAUUCUUGACAAGGAGAAAGUUCUCAAGCAUAAGAUGAUCAAUCAGAUUAAACGUGAGAUAUCAACGAUGAAACUAAUCAGACACCCGAAUGUGAUUCGUAUGUAUGAGGUUAUGGCGAGCAAGACGAAAAUAUACAUUGUUUUGGAAUUUGUCACUGGUGGUGAACUAUUUGACAAAAUUGCAACUAGAGGCCGACUUAAAGAAGAUGAAGCAAGGAAGUACUUUCAGCAGCUCAUUAAUACCGUGGAUUACUGCCACAGCCGGGGUGUUUUCCAUAGAGAUCUUAAGCCGGAGAACUUACUUUUGGAUGCAAGUGGAUGUCUCAAAGUUUCUGAUUUUGGAUUGAGUGCACUGCCACAGCAAGUUCGUGAAGAUGGCUUACUUCACACAACAUGUGGAACACCAAAUUAUGUUGCUCCUGAGGUAAUCAACAACAAGGGCUAUGAUGGAGCCAAGGCAGAUCUGUGGUCAUGUGGUGUAAUACUUUUUGUUCUUAUGGCCGGGUAUCUUCCUUUUGAAGAGUCAAACCUUAUGGCUCUAUACAAGAAGAUAAAUAAGGCUGACUUCUCAUGUCCUCCAUGGUUCUCCUCAAGUGCAAAGAAGCUAAUCAAAAGGAUUUUGGAUCCUAAUCCUGUGACACGAAUCACAACAUCUGAAGUCAUUCAAAAUGAAUGGUUUAAGAAAGGAUACGUUCCUCCUAGAUUUGAACAAGAGGAUGUUAGUCUAGAUGAUGUGGAUGCUAUUUUCAACGAAGCCGGGGAUUCUCAGGUACUUGUUGUGGAGAGGCGGGAUGAACGACCCACGGCACCUGUCACUAUGAAUGCUUUUGAGCUUAUAUCUAAAUCUCAGGGCCUCAACCUUAGUUCUCUUUUCGAAAAACAAAUGGGACUUGUGAAGCGUGAAACAAGAUUUACGUCAAAAUGUCCUGCCAAUGAGAUUAUCUCGAAAAUAGAGGAAGCUGCUUUGCCUCUGGGAUUUGAUGUCAAGAAAAACAACUACAAGUUGAAACUUCAAGGCGAAAAGACUGGACGCAAGGGCCACUUAUCUGUUGCAACGGAGAUUUUUGAAGUGGCACCUUCCCUGCACAUGGUUGAGGUUCGCAAAUCUGGAGGAGAUACAUUGGAAUUUCACAAGUUCUACAAGAACCUUUCAACUGGAUUGCAGGAUAUUGUGUGGAGAAACGGAGACGAAGCCAAUGGGGAUUUGACGGGUGCUGCACCUGCUGCACCUUCUUCACCUUCACCUGCACCUUCUUCACCUUCUCCUGCACCUUCACCUUCUUCAUGAUUUGGAUUAUUGUUUUCCUCUGGAAUUUGUCUGUACAAAAGAUUGAUUGAUUGGUCCUUCCUUCCUUCCUAAUUGAGGAUUUUCUUGUUUCAUCCUUUAUUACUUCAACAAAUAAACACUCUGUAAUCUAUUGGUAUUUAAAUUGGUGACUUUUAUUAUUAGUGUUUUAUUUUCAUUGAAAUGUAAUGGUUAUUC